AUGCCGGGACUUCCGGCUCCGCAGAGACUGCUUCCGUCCGCAGUCCCCGAGAGGGAAGCAUCUCAUCCUGAGGUGGCGAGGAUGCAGAGCAGAUUCGAUGCCGCGGGUGCCAAGUUCGCUAAAAGAACCAAACAUGUUUCUUGGGACGCGAAGGAGACUGAGGAGAAGAAUUUUGCUUUAUUUAAGUGGCUUAAGAUCAUUGAGCGAGGGCCGUGGGACUUUGCUGUGUCUCGCGAUUUCUUGAGGGCACGCUUGUUGGGGCUCGGUGCUGGUGAUCUUCUUGAGAGUAUUUCGAAUGCUCUUGCUGCAAAGAGCACUGCGACCCUGCAUACGAGAGCCGGUCCGAUGAUCAGAUAUUUGGCUUUCUGCGACCUGGAAGGUAUUGAGCCCUUCCCAAUCAGAGAGGAGGUCAUGUAUAAGUUCUUCUACGACAUGCAGGCGCAGGUAGCAGCGACAUUCUUCAAGUCUGUGCUUGCCUCGCUGGCUUUCGGCCGCUUCGUGUUGGGUCUUGACAGUGCGGUGCUGGCGCUGGAUUCUUUGAGGGUGAAAGGGCUCGCCAGAAAGCUGUACUUGGGCAUCAGGCGACUGCAGCAGAGGCCUCCACUUCGAGUCAAGGAUGUUAUCAGGCUUGAGCUGAUUUGCACAGGCGAUGUGCCUCGUUCGGCCCUCGAUGUGGUAAUGGCAGGCUUCAUCCUCUUCAUGGUUUUCUCUCGAGCCCGUCACUCUGAUGCCCAACAUGUUUGCUCGUUUGCUUUCGAGCUUGACUUCAGGGGAGAUCUUCCUGCGGGUUUCAUCAAUGCGGAGGUUAAGAAGACCAAAACUAGCUUCACGGUGGAGCGGAAAACAAAAUUUCUACCCAUGCUGGCGCCGGCGCGGGGUCUCAGCGGCAAGUGCUGGGCAUCAGGGUGGAAGGCGGCGCUCAAGAAGGAGGGCAUCACGGCAGGGGAGGGGAAACCUCUCAUGCCCUCACCCAAGAGUGGGGGAGGAUGGAACGUGAUCCCACAAACUGCUCAGGCUUCAGGGCAGUGGAUGCGAGCUCUGCUCAAUGAUGGCACUGAUGAUCCCUACUUGCUCGGGCUGGGGACGCACUCGGCCAAAACCACACUUUUGUCGUGGCUAAACAAGAAGGGUGUUGCUCGAGAUGUCACUGCAUUGUUGGGAUACCACGCAACAAAGGAUGCUGGCAUAGGUACUGAGAUCAUCUACGCCAGGGAUGCCAUGGCAUAUCCCUUAAGAGUCUUGCAGGAGCUCGUCGAUGAGGUCCGUGAUCGUUCUUUCAGGCCCGAUGAGACCAGAGGCCUUAUGACGGCCGCGGAAAGGGAGGCUGCAGGAGUUCGUGACGAUGCAGGCGCAGAUUGCUCAUCGUCCUCCUCUGAGGAUGAGGAAUGCCCGCGCCAUGAUGAGGGUGCUGAGGGACGAGUUUUGGGCCCGUGGGCCGGUCGUGUAGAUAGAUCUAAGAUUCCUGGUGAGGCGGUCAUGGCUAGGAACGAGACCUCGCGAGUUUUGCACAUUUCACGUGAGGAGCAGGCCACCGCUUUCAUUUGUGGCCGAAAGAUUACGGCUGCCUAUGAGGUGCUGCGGGCUGAGGACGUGGACAAUCCAAAGCUUCGAGCGCAUGUGCCUUGCAAGUCCAUGAUGACAUGCUGUGGCGGCGGUGAGGCCCUGACCAAAUUGAAGGCUGCCGGAAUCAAUACCCUUGCUAAGGUGGCAUUCGUUUCGUCUUACGCGCCAGGCGCUCCGUCAGAUUCCGAGCUCAUUAAGGUCCUCAAUGAAGCACUUGGGAAGGAGAGUGAUGCAGGCCAGAAAGCAUCCUGGCGCAGGCUAUUCCAUGAAGCUUAUGCCGUGGCUACUCAAGAGCUUAAGACGAUGGCCGAGUGGCCAGAUGAGGCAGGGCCAAGGCGUCUGUCACACCCAGAGAGAGCGGAGAGGUACCGAAUGAUCAAGGCAUCUGUUUCAGGGAUCGAUAUCAAGGAUCGGAACGAGCCGAGCGAUGCAUUGCUGGACUUGUGUGUGGGCAUCUACGAAGGGAAUCGCCUUCGCUAUGUUUCUUGGGAUCGUUGCACAUCCAAGUCCCAGGAGCUCUCGAGUGAGGCGAAGCGUGACAGCAUGCUCACUGUGGAUUCCCAGGGGCGCUUGAAGGCUGAAGCUAAGAGCGAUCACAUUAAAGCUGACACGCGAAGCCGCGCGAAGCGCGCGCGAAGCGCGGGCGCGCGAAGCACGCGCGAAGCCACGCGAAGCGCGGGCGCGCGAAGCCGCGCGAAGCCGGCGCGAGGCGCGCGAAGCGCGCGCGAAGUGCGGGCGCGCGAAGCACGCGCGAAGCCGCGCGAAGCGCGCGAAGCCGUGCGAAGCCGCGCGAAGCGGCGCGAAGCCGGGUCACGCGAAGCAGCUCUCGUGAAGCCGCGCGAAGCCGGCAGCCGUGGGAUGCCAGCAUUUGCUCUGAUGCUUCCGCCAGGAAAAGGUUUAUGCCGGGACUUCCGGCUCCGCAGAGACUGCUUCCGUCCGCAGUCCCCGAGAGGGAAGCAUCAUCCUGAGGUGGCGAGGAUGCAGAGCAGAUUCGAUGCCGCGGGUGCCAAGUUCGCUAAAAGAACCAAACAUGUUUCUUGGGACGCGAAGGAGACUGAGGAGAAGAAUUUUGCUUUAUUUAAGUGGCUUAAGAUCAUUGAGCGAGGGCCGUGGGACUUUGCUGUGUCUCGCGAUUUCUUGAGGGCACGCUUGUUGGGGCUCGGUGCUGGUGAUCUUCUUGAGAGUAUUUCGAAUGCUCUUGCUGCAAAGAGCACUGCGACCCUGCAUACGAGAGCCGGUCCGAUGAUCAGAUAUUUGGCUUUCUGCGACCUGGAAGGUAUUGAGCCCUUCCCAAUCAGAGAGGAGGUCAUGUAUAAGUUCUUCUACGACAUGCAGGCGCAGGUAGCAGCGACAUUCUUCAAGUCUGUGCUUGCCUCGCUGGCUUUCGGCCGCUUCGUGUUGGGUCUUGACAGUGCGGUGCUGGCGCUGGAUUCUUUGAGGGUGAAAGGGCUCGCCAGAAAGCUGUACUUGGGCAUCAGGCGACUGCAGCAGAGGCCUCCACUUCGAGUCAAGGAUGUUAUCAGGCUUGAGCUGAUUUGCACAGGCGAUGUGCCUCGUUCGGCCCUCGAUGUGGUAAUGGCAGGCUUCAUCCUCUUCAUGGUUUUCUCUCGAGCCCGUCACUCUGAUGCCCAACAUGUUUGCUCGUUGGCUUUCGAGCUUCACUUCAGGGGAGAUCUUCCUGCGGGUUUCAUCAAUGCGGAGGUUAAGAAGACCAAAGCUAGCUUCACGGUGGAGCGGAAAACAAAAUUUCUACCCAUGCUGGCGCCGGCGCGGGGUCUCAGCGGCAAGUGCUGGGCAUCAGGAUGGAAGGCGGCGCUCAAGAAGGAGGGCAUCACGGCAGGGGAGGGGAAACCUCUCAUGCCCUCACCCAAUAGUGGGGGAGGAUGGAACGUGAUCCCACAAACUGCUCAGGCUUCAGGGCAGUGGAUGCGAGCUCUGCUCAAUGAUGGCACUGAUGAUCCCUACUUGCUCGGGCUGGGGACGCACUCGGCCAAAACCACACUUUUGUCGUGGCUAAACAAGAAGGGUGUUGCUCGAGAUGUCACUGCAUUGUUGGGAUACCACGCAACAAAGGAUGCUGGCAUAGGUACUGAGAUCAUCUACGCCAGGGAUGCCAUGGCAUAUCCCUUAAGAGUCUUGCAGGAGCUCGUCGAUGAGGUCCGUGAUCGUUCUUUCAGGCCCGAUGAGACCAGAGGCCUUAUGACGGCCGCGGAAAGGGAGGCUGCAGGAGUUCGUGACGAUGCAGGCGCAGAUUGCUCAUCGUCCUCCUCUGAGGAUGAGGAAUGCCCGCGCCAUGAUGAGGGUGCUGAGGGACGAGUUUUGGGCCCGUGGGCCGGUCGUGUAGAUAGAUCUAAGAUUCCUGGUGAGGCGGUCAUGGCUAGGAACGAGACCUCGCGAGUUUUGCACAUUUCACGUGAGGAGCAGGCCACCGCUUUCAUUUGUGGCCGAAAGAUUACGGCUGCCUAUGAGGUGCUGCGGGCUGAGGACGUGGACAAUCCAAAGCUUCGAGCGCAUGUGCCUUGCAAGUCCAUGAUGACAUGCUGUGGCGGCGGUGAGGCCCUGAUCAAAUUGAAGGCUGCCGGAAUCAAUACCCUUGCUAAGGUGGCAUUCGUUUCGUCUUACGCGCCAGGCGCUGCGUCAGAUUCCGAGCUCAUUAAGGUCCUCAAUGAAGCACUUGGGAAGGAGAGUGAUGCAGGCCAGAAAGCAUCCUGGCGCAGGCUAUUCCAUGAAGCUUAUGCCGUGGCUACUCAAGAGCUUAAGACGAUGGCCGAGCGGCCAGAUGAGGCAGGGCCAAGGCGUCUGUCACAGCCAGAGAGAGCGGAGAGGUACCGAAUGAUCAAGGCAUCUGUUUCAGGGAUCGAUAUCAAGGAUCGGAACGAGCCGAGCGAUGCAUUGCUGGACUUGUGUGUGGGCAUCUACGAAGGGAAUCGCCUUCGCUAUGUUUCUUGGGAUCGUUGCACAUCCAAGUCCCAGGAGCUCUCGAGUGAGGCGAAGCGUGACAGCAUGCUCACUGUGGAUUCCCAGGGGCGCUUGAAGGCUGAAGCUAAGAGCGAUCACAUUAAAGCUGACACGAGUUCGGAGAUUUUGUUGCAGUUCGCACUCUUGCGAAGAGGUCUUGCAUUGGAAAUGUCGAACUUGCUCGACUUUCGUUUGCAUCGCAGGUGGGCCGAAAAAUUGAUAGAGACAAGGAUGGCCGCCCAACUCGACACGCAUUCGCAAGUGUCUUUCGCCCAAUUGGAGGCGGCGGACCAGAAGUUCUUCCAGGAAUUAGCGGACAGGACUCGCGAUGGAGUCCAGGCCACCGCCCUCGGUCGCCCGUUGGACGACUGCUUCGACGAAGUUUUCAAUUUGCCAGAGGUCACGCGUGUGAUGCAGCCGCUGCCUAAGCCUAGCGGUCGUGUGGAGCCACCUCCGAAGCCGCGCUGGAGCCCGUAUGAUCGUCCCUCAAAGGGUGGUCGGAAAGGCAAGAGCCCAGGCACAGGUAAAAGCACGCCAAGGAUGCCCAGGGAGCUUGUUGGCUGCAAGGCAUGCACCAAUCGGGGCGACCCAAUCUGUUUUGGGUAUGGCUUGAAAACUUGCUCUGAGCAAGUGAAGGGCGGUCGCUGCCCAAAGGGGCUGCACGUAUGCGCCGUCCCGAAGUGCGGGGGCGCGCAUCCAGCACUUGACUGCCCACAGUAUGCGGCCCUGAAGAAGGGCCCACGUAUCGUUCUAAUCGGUUUUGUGGUCAAAGCCACCGCUGAGAUUCCAGAUCAAGAUGCCGAGAUGCAAAGAGCUCCCGCGGAGCUCCUCUUGCGAUCCAACUUUGCGCCGGGUCAGGAUUCGUCUGUGUUGGCUCGUCUCCAGUCGGCCAACCGCAUCUUUAUUCAGCUGGGAGCCUUUUUGCUUCGGGCUCGGGAACUUGGGGUGGCGUUCUCGCUUAUGCACCCCAUGUCCUCUUGGCUUUGGGAGCUGCCUCCCUUCGCCGACCUGCUCAAGGUCUCUUCUGAGGUACCAGUGUAUCUGAUGUCUGACUUGCACAGGCUCCAGCAUUUUCGCUUAGUGUACACCUUGUGUGACCUGUCAUCGCUUGCCGCGGCUGACAGAACCGAUGCCAUGACGCAGAAACUCUUCUGUGAUCGUUUUGCUGCUGCCUUGUCCACUCAGGUUGCUGCCUCGGGUUUAGGCCCCUCCCCUCUUAGGCUCCCCGAGGUCCGUGCUGCGGCGCAAAACCAACCGAAGGCAUCCAAGCUGCCACCGCUUGUGCCAGAGUUUGCCUACACGCAACGUUUGACGUGUGAAGGCCCUCCACCUUUGGAUGCCAAGAAGCAGCUCACGCAUCCGUGGAAUGGCGUUCCCAAACAUGCCCGCCUCCUGCGCUCUUCCACUUCCGAAGGGGGGGCGACUGAGGAAUCCGCGCAGCAAGCGACCAACAUCUCUUCGCAGAAGCCUCGCCAUACUGAGUAUGUGUUCGGUGUGUAUCGCGAGCCGGUGCAAUUUGUGUAUCAGGCUGUCGCACUUCAGCAUCCGUUUGAUGCCGCCAGAGCUCUUCCGGAUAAGCUUGUUCGUGUGCUCUUUGCCACGUUGACCAAAGGUCCCUUAUGCAUCAUGCGAAACAGGUUACUCCUGCUGCAAAAGUGGAAUCAGUGGGCAAAGGACCUUCGCUCAGAUGAAGCCUCUCUCCAGGCCUCCCUGCAUCCUUCGGUCCGCAAGGUUCUUCAGGGAAAGAAGCUGCUCCUUCUUGACAAGAUUGCAAGAUCACUUGACUGGCCCGACAAACACCUGCAUCGUGACCUGUGUGCAGGGUUCAAGUUGUCAGGUGUUCCUGAUCCUACAGGUGUUUUUGAGCCGGACCACAAGCCUGCCUUGUCUUCAGAGGAGCAAUUCUGGGACGCUGCCGAAGUUUUGAAGCAUCAGCUUUGGGCACGGGUGAGGGAGCAGCCGGCUCAGGAGUACGACGCGGAGCUGGCCGAAAUCACACUGGGCGAAACCGAUGUAUCUGGAGGAAAAGGAUGGCUCGAGGGUCCUUUGUCAUUCUCUGAGCUCCAGGAUCGCUUUAAAGGCCAGUGGAUGCCGUGCCGAAGGUUCGCUGUAUGGCAAAACAAGUGGAGGCCCAUCGAUGAUCUUAGCGAGUCGGGGCUCAAUGCAACAUUUGGCUGCCAUGAGAAGAUUCCGCUUAGGGCUUUGGACGAGGUGGUCUGGAUUUGCACAAAGAUAAUGCAGGCUGCCUCUGCUAGGGGCGAUGUCACGUUGCAACUGAGCUCGGGCGAAUCCUUGAAAGGCAAGCUGCAUGAACAUUGGGCCGACAAGGAGAAGAUCAGACCUGUCACUACAGCAUUUGAUCUUAAAUCCGCUUACAAACAGCUUCCUCUUGCACCGGAGGAGCAAAGUAAGGCGAUAGUCACCAUUCGACAUCCGUCGCAGACCGAGCCGUCCGGCUACAUAUGCCACACUCUUCCUUUCGGAGCCUGUGGAUCUGUUCUUCACUUCAACAGAGUCUCGGCUCUGCUGAGAAGGAUUAUGCUUGAGAUGGAGAUCUUGACGGCGCUCUACUAUGACGACUAUCCAGUAGUGUCGCCAUGCCUCCUUGGCAACAGCACGGCUGCAGCCUUCACUUCAGUAAUGUCGCAGGCCAUCGCCGUUGCCAUUGAGGAGAUUAUCACCAGAGGGCACGUUGCACCUCGUGAGUUGCCUUCUUUGUUCGGCAGACUUCAGUUCGCCGAGGCACAGAUCCUUGGCAGGAUGGGCAGGUUGGCAAUUCACGAUCUCAGAAGCCUUGAGAGGUCUUCUGCUGCGCGCGUCAACCUCACAGCUCAGCAUCUUGAAGCUUUGUUGCUCUUGAAGGAGCGCGUUGUGUCCGGAGCUCCGAGAAAUGUGUCCGCUUCAGUUGCGACCAGUCCUAUCGUGAUCUUCACUGACGGCUGCUUCGAGCCGGAUGCUGCGAACCCCGCUGGGGUGGGGGGUGUAAUGUUCGCUCCUUCGUCUGGUGGAGGCUUGAAGGUAAGGGCCUUUGGCUCGCUUGUUCCAAAGACGCUGCUUGAAGCAUGGCACGCCAGGGGCAAGCGACACCUCAUAGGCCAGGUUGAGAUGUUCGCUGUCAUCAUUGCCAGGUCGUGGUGGGCAAACGUCCUGGACGGUGCCAGGGUCAUUUAUUUCGUGGAUCACAGCGGUGUGCUUGCCGCCUGCAUAAGCGGAUCCUCCAAAGAGGAUACAUGGAGAAAGCUUUUGUGCGCAUUCGAGAAAGCUGAUUCGCUGCCUGCCAUGCAGUGGUUCAGCCGUGUUCCCUCACACUCGAAUAUCUCUGAUGGACCGUCGAGAGGUCGCUGGGAGGGCCUUUUGAGAGCUUUCCCGGAGUGCGUGAUUGAUGAUCCUUGUUGCCCUUUGACAGGGACAAUGCUUCAGCGCUUCGUUUAG
Messenger RNA from Symbiodinium sp. CCMP2592, 7953 nucleotides. The record is from the annotation of a GenBank genome assembly. Lineage: Eukaryota; Dinophyceae; Suessiales; Symbiodiniaceae.